Molecule: messenger RNA, 1310 nt
Organism: Lycium ferocissimum
Lineage: Eukaryota; Viridiplantae; Streptophyta; Magnoliopsida; Solanales; Solanaceae
Exons: 6
Coding region: 420-1073 (217 amino acids)
Source: RefSeq, a predicted model, not a curated record
UGAGGAACAGAAGAUCACAGAACCUUCUGGAUACAAUACUAGCAAAAUAUCUAACUAUACCAUUAAAUCCAAGCCGUGGAUUCCCUAAUUAAACUUCAUCUAAACCACACAUUUUUUUUUAAGUAGAAUAAUAAUUCAUAGGAAAGCCCAACAGCUUAUUAAUGGAAAGCCCGCUUCUGGAGAGUUCUUUUUCUUCUCUCUCCAUACGCCAAUAAUGCUAUGGUUCCGUAUCCAAACGGAACAGUAUUCUUCAUUUUUUUGAAGAAACAUAUGUUUUAAUUUAAUUUAAUUUUACUUUUGUAUUAAAGGGGUUUAUUUAGAUUGGAUUUGUUGGUCCUUGGUACAAUUUAAUUUGUUGACAAGACAAGAAAUAUUGUGAGGUUAAGUUUUUGCUGAUUGAUUAUUGAAGAAAAUCAAGAAUGGCUGGUGAAGAAGAGAAAAACAGUGAUUUUUAUGAAGUUUUGGGGUUGAACAAGGAAUGCACUGAAACAGAGCUUAGGAAUGCUUACAAGAAGCUUGCACUGAAAUGGCAUCCAGAUCGCUGUUCAGCAUCGGGGAACGCAAAGUUUGUGGACGAGGCAAAGAAGAAAUUUCAGUCCAUUCAAGAAGCAUAUUCUGUGCUGUCGGAUGCCAACAAAAGGUUUCUGUACGAUGUAGGAGUUUAUGACUCUGGUGAUGAUGAUGACGAAAAUGGAAUGGGUGAUUUCCUGAAUGAAAUGGCAGCUAUGAUGAGCCAAAAUAAGUCCAAUGAAAAUCAGGGAGAAACAUUUGAGGAAUUGCAGGGUCUGUUUGACGAAAUGUUCCAAAGUGAUAUUGGGAUGUUUUCUUCUUCUUCUUCUUGGCGGACUGGAACUCCUUCAAUGUGUUCUACUUCAUCGUCUACAUCUUUCAGCGACACCUUUUUAACCUUCUCCAACAAGAGAAGUUCAGCUGAAAUGAACUCGGGCAGUACUGUAAAAGACGAUUCUUGCCAAUUCCAAGGAUUUUGUCUAGGGACAGGUGGAACGUCGGGAAAAUGCAACGGAAGAGAAAGGAGUUGGACGAAAAACUCCAAGAAUGGACGGAAGCAAUAGGAGGGACGCUAAAAGGCAAAAGGUUCUAUCAUGAUUCGAUGAUUAUAGAGAAAAAUUUAUUGACUUGCAGCCAGCUUAGUCCUGGAUUGUAAUCCAAGUCUUUUUGUGGCUGUUUUGGUUAAUUUAGGAGAAGAUUUGGUUGGCAAAGUUCUUUUCACAGAUAAUAGGAUCUGAACCAAGUAUAAUAGUUCCACUAAAGAGAUAGAUUUAUGUUAUUACAAUAACUACUUGUACUGA